Molecule: messenger RNA, 267 nt
Organism: Sparassis crispa
Lineage: Eukaryota; Fungi; Basidiomycota; Agaricomycetes; Polyporales; Sparassidaceae
Exons: 2
Coding region: 1-267 (88 amino acids)
Biological process (GO): mitochondrial outer membrane translocase complex assembly; protein insertion into mitochondrial outer membrane
Cellular component (GO): mitochondrial outer membrane
Source: RefSeq, a predicted model, not a curated record
AUGCCAGAGUCCGUCGAAUCUCUUGAUAGUGUUUCGUUGGUCUCAGAUGACUCUUACGAUUCUGACGAAGAGGAACGUAUGGCCGAGGAAGAGUGGAACGAGAGCUUGGGACAGCUGCAGCAACUCUUUGCUCUCGUGCUGCUCCCACUUCUUGGAAAGUGGUUGGGCAGAAGAUGGUUGCAUUGGGCCUUUGCGCGUUACGUGAGGCUUGGCCUUGGAACGUCGUUCUUCCUCGGCGAGAAGGUGCUGACAUCUUCGUUGGCUUGA